Molecule: messenger RNA, 1842 nt
Organism: Ceratotherium simum simum (southern white rhinoceros)
Lineage: Eukaryota; Metazoa; Chordata; Mammalia; Perissodactyla; Rhinocerotidae
Source: RefSeq, a predicted model, not a curated record
GAUGUCAGUUCCUGUUCUGAGCCCGCCCCCAUCCAGGCCCUUUUUCCGGUGGUAUGUGCCAGCCGGUCCUGCAUCCCACAUCCCCAGCUGUUGACAUUUCGUACCCACAGGAUAAAGAAAGGGCCCCUGUUAUUCAACAAUAGGGGAAAAGACGGAGACAAUGGGAAAUUGUGCUUCCGACGGGGUGGGGACAGAGAAGGAAAGGACAGACAGACGGACAGACAGUGGGGCUGGGUAGAAGGGCUCAGGUUUCUCGAAGCAGCUGGAGGUCCUGGAAGUCUGGUUCCCACCUUGAGAGCCUCUUCCCAUAGGCAAUGCGCACCCAGGCACAGGAGGGCAGAGCAGGACGACCAGCUGCCAAUCAUUGCUUCCUCCAUCUCUGUGAAGAGACCGGCUUCUAACAGUCCUAAGGAGUCCCCACCCUUUGUGCCCUGCAGACGGUGCUGGGCUGACUCCCCAUCAUGCCAGGCUGGCUCACUCUCCCCACACUCUGCCACUUCCUUCUCCCUUGGGCCUUCACCAUCUUCCAGGGAGCCUUGGGGGACCCGGCACCCCACCCUGGCCCCCACUACCUCCUGCCCCCCAUCCACGAGGUCAUUCACUCUCGUCGUGGGGCCACGACCACGCUGCCCUGCGUUCUGGGCACCCCGCCUCCCAGCUACAAGGUCCGCUGGAGCAAAGUGGAGCCAGGGGAGCUCCAGGAAACGCCGAUCCUCAUCACCAACGGGCCGCUCGCGCGGGGUUACGGGCCCCUCGGGGGGCGCGCCAGGAUGCGGAGGGGGCAUCGGCUAGACGCCUCCCUGGUCAUCGCGGGCGUGCGCCUGGAGGACGAGGGCAGGUACCGCUGUGAGCUCAUCAACGGCAUCGAGGACGAGAGCGUGGCGCUGACCCUGAGCCUGGAGGGUGUGGUGUUUCCGUACCAGCCCAGCCGGGGCCGGUACCAGUUCAAUUACUACGAGGCGAAGCAGGCGUGCGAGGAGCAGGACGGACGCCUGGCCACCUACGCCCAGCUGUACCAGGCGUGGACCGAGGGUCUGGACUGGUGUAACGCGGGCUGGCUGCUCGAGGGCUCCGUGCGCUACCCUGUGCUCACGGCGCGCGCUCCGUGCGGCGGCCGAGGUCGGCCCGGGAUCCGCAGCUACGGGCCCCGCGACCGGAAGCGCGACCGCUACGACGCCUUCUGCUUCACCUCGGCACUGGCAGGCCACGUGUUCUUCGUGCCCGGGCGGCUGACGCUGUCUGAAGCCCACGCGGCGUGCCGGCGGCGCGGGGCCGUGGUGGCCAAGGUCGGGCACCUCUACGCCGCCUGGAAGUUCUCGGGGCUGGACCAGUGCGACGGCGGCUGGCUGGCGGACGGCAGCGUGCGCUUCCCCAUCACCACGCCGCGGCCGCGCUGCGGGGGCCUCCCGGAUCCCGGAGUGCGCAGCUUCGGCUUCCCCAGACCCCAGCAGGCGGCCUACGGGACCUACUGCUACUCCGAGUAGCCGCCCACCGCACCCCCUCCAGCGCGCGGGACAAAGCCUGGGAGUCGUGGCGAGGUCUUUCGCCGCCCCUUUCCCACGAGCCUCCCUUCCCGCCAGACAAGGAGCAGCCCCUUCUGACCCGCGUUCCCGGCCGAGGGCUGCGGGCAGCGGAUCCCGGCUGGCCGGGCUUAGGGGAGGGAGUUGGUGGCGCCCCCGGUGGCGGGGUGUGCGGGUACUACACUCGGACCCGCGCAUCGAGGACCCGCGGCGGUUCUCGUGCCGCCAGCAGACCAAGCAGCCACUGCUAGGGGGCAGAAUGGGCGCCCAGGGGGCAUUAACUGACCUCUGUAUACUGCAAUAAAAUAACUCGGGGACUUUU